Messenger RNA from Fusarium venenatum, 1968 nucleotides. RefSeq lists its product as uncharacterized. The record is from RefSeq and is a predicted model, not a curated record. NCBI's taxonomy places the organism in Eukaryota, Fungi, Ascomycota, Sordariomycetes, Hypocreales, Nectriaceae. Gene Ontology annotation, cellular component: endoplasmic reticulum; cytoplasm; plasma membrane. Gene Ontology annotation, molecular function: protein binding.
AUGGGGGGUACUCACCAUGAACCUCUCGGGGCCAUGGGUCCUGUCGAAUGGGAACAGGUGCCCCAGGAUGAUCUCAACGAAUUUCUCGCCGAUAUCUUUUCCGAGACACAGACCGUCGUAGAAUCUAUUCCAGGCCCAGCACCAAAGGAAACCUCAACCACCGGAGGGCGCGCACGUUCAAAGACGGAAUCGGCGGCUUCAGCUCCAGAGAUCAAGCGAGCUCUGACAUUACGACAGACGGCCGAGGCUAUCAGCCAGGCGCAAAAUCUACAAAAGGAGUGGAAGGAGAUCAAAGUCAAUGCCAAAGAUAAUCCUCUCGGAAUCAACGUUUACAAGCUUGGUGCCAAAGAUGGACGCGGCGCAUGGUUCGCUCGAAGAAGUGUCCAUGAGGGACUCUCGUUUGAUGACUGGAAGAAGGGCCUUUCAGUAGAAUUUUCGGAGACGAUGAAGGUUCAAGGCGCUCCUGGUAGUGGCAACAUUCGUGGUAUUGGUGCCGACAAGCGGGUUGAGGAGAAGACCAUCGGUGAUCAUGGCCACCUGCAAGUCUUUCAACUAUCUGCCCAAUUCCCUGGCCCGACCGCCCCACGAGACUUUGUAACCCUACUCUUGACUUCCGAGACCUCCGUGAGCCCUGGUCAGGGUUCCCGCCCUCUUCGCCAGUAUAUGAUAGUAUCAAAACCGUGCGAGCACCCAGAAUGCCCCCCUCGUCAAGGUAUCAUCCGUGGUUACUACGAAUCAGUUGAGGUUAUUCGUGAAGUUCCUGUCGACAACUUUGCAUCCAGGAGAUCUCUGUCGUCGGCUGAUUUACUUGAACAAGACAAGAACAAGAUAUCAAACCAAAAGCCCGGUACCGAGGGACACGGUCCGAAACCUCUUAACGAAUCUGCUACUGCUGUUGAAUGGCUCAUGGUCACUCGAAGUGAUCCUGGCGGCAGCGUUCCGCGCUUCCUUAUCGAGAAGGGAACGCCACCAGGAAUUGUCGGUGACGCUGGCAAGUUCCUUAAGUGGGUAACUUCGAAAGCAGCUCACGGGUUUGAAGAGCCUGAAGAGACUUCUGCAACUCCGGAGACAGCUGAGAGUACUGAAGCAUCUGCGUCAGAAAAGCGGCAGCCUUCGACUACACCAGCCACUACAACUAACAUCGAAGCAAACAAAGUCGAGACUAUCACUUUGCAGAACCAAGACGACCCCUUCCCUGGCAGCAAUGGUCUUUAUGGAGUUCUAGCUGGUGCCAUAGGUGCUGCCAGCUCUUAUAUUCCUACAGGGCUACUGAGGACGUGGGGAACUGGGUCGGACUUGACGUCCUCGGAUACUAACGGAUCGGACAUUCAUGCCAUUACUGAAGAGCACCAUGAGGUCGAUAGCGAUACAUCUUCCAUCCGAAGCUUUGCGUCUGCGUUGGAGAGGAGUGUGACCGCUGAGGGCAAGGCAAACGGAAGCUUAGUUGAGUCGCACUCCGAAACUUCACACACCAACCCACAACAGUCGCUGGCCGAUAAAGAGCUUAAGAAGCUUGAGCACAAGAAGAAGAAGCUCGAUGAGAAGCUGGCCCGGCUUGAGGAGCGUCGGCAAAGCAAGCUUGUGGGCGAUAAGGAGAAGGAUGCUGCUACGCUGGCCAAGCUCCGUGAGAAGCAUGAAAAGGAGGUAGCCAAGCAGGAGGAAAAGUAUAAACGCGAAAUGCGCAAGCUCGAGGAGAAACGUGAACGAGACCAACGCAAGGCUGAAGAGCGACGACGCAAAGCGGCUGAGCAGGAGGAAAAGAACAACCUGUCUCUUGAGCUUGAGCGCGUGCGCGCAGAGAGAGACGUUGCUCAUCGUCAGAUUGAGCUCCUUGAGGGCCAGGUUGGAGAGUUGCAGGCUCAAAACACAAUGCUUGUUCGCAAGUUGGGUAAGAAUGGUUUGCUGGACAGUGUUGAUUCUCCAUCGCCAUCUAUCAAAAGCCUACAACGAGCCAGUACGGAAGCUUGA